AUGCCAGCAUUCUCCAGAUCCGCCAAGACGGCGGUCGCAUCGGCUACGCCGAUAGCAGCUGGUCCCCAAAAGACACAGCCGGUGCCGUUGACAGCGGAGGAUCCGAAGGACGACUCGAGCUCUACCGCCAACCUGACUCGGCAGUCGCUUCACGUUCUGCACCAAUUCCUUGCCUACGCCGAUCCAGAAGCAGCAAGUUUGCUGCCCCUCUCCGACAAUGAUGCAACAUCAUCAUCGAUACCCACUGAACUCGACCAAAUCGAGCCAGAAAUCCCGAUACCCGAGUGGAACGUUCUUUAUACCACCACCGCUCCACCAGCCACGCCCGGCGGAUUUGCCUCUUCCAUCACCGUUCGCUCUCAUCCUGAUCCUAGCCGUUACCUCUUCAGCGUUCAGUCGACCCUGCCAGGUGUUACCGCCAGACAAUUUUGGUCGCUCAUGGCUAGUGCCGAGAACCGCAAGCUAUGGGACAACACUGUCGAGGAGGGAGCAGUAAAGCGCUGGUUGUCCAAAGAGGCACAAACUCGCUCCAACGAUUCAUCAACAACGAGCUCACCAUCAGAGACGGCACGCGCGGUCGCUGCUCGAGUCGAAGUUCUUCGCUUCGGAAGCAUCUUCAUGGUUGCAAAGGCAAGAGAUAUGGUCCUUUUGAGCGUGGAUGCUCGCCUGCCUUCCCAGCCGUCAAAGCCUGGCUCGGCUGGACCGCUACGCCUCGUGUCCACUUCGCAAAGUAUCGUCGACCCUAGUUUGCCGCCUCGCAAAGGCUACACCCGCUUCGAGCUCAAGACAGGAGGCUUCAUGGUCGAGGAUCUGGGCGACGAUGGUGUUCCGGACGACUACAUUCAGACUAGCACUUCCGAUCUCGGUAAAAGCCCUUCUUCCGCCACCUCAACCAAAGGUUCGCACUUCCGCAAAGGUCUCCUCGCUCUCAGUCGCCGUGGAAGGUCAAACUCCUCAAGCAGCUCUGGAAGCCGACUCCUUGCACAAACGUCAGAUUCUGCAGAUCCUUCUGCUGCCUAUGUGCCGAUUCGGGACCCUCGUGGCCCUGCUGUAUGUAUCACUCAGGUUUCCGACCUAGGAGAGAUGGCCGCUUGGGUGCCCGCUUCGGUCAUCAAGAUGGUCGCUUCUACGUUGGUGCCGAGAAGCAUCGCAUCGGUUGCAAAGGUUGCAAAAACCAUGCAGGUCUCUCCUGCCCUGUAUCGCGAAUUCGACGAGCGUCAUUCGACGGAUGCCGACGCUGUUGCGGACAACCUCGGUCAGGCGAGCGGCACAUGGUAUCGACAUCGAACGCUGCCCGCCGUGGUCGGGCGAGGUAUACUUCGCAAAACAGGUCCUACUCAAGAAGCCAACCCGCCGGUCCCAGUUGCGACUGAUCUCUCAGCUCCGCAACAUGCUGGGUCCGUUCGCCUCUCAGACGUGCCAGAAACUCCGAUCACCCCAGUCAAAGGCAGCUUUGCGCCAACGAACAGUGAAAUCAUUGCGCAGGCCAAUACCCAGACGAACGAAGAGGCUCAGAGACAGAUCCUCGCCCAGACUCAGGCACCAGCUCAGCCGAAAAGCCCUUUACCGCCGCGGACAUCGUCGCUGCCCGGAACGCCUGUCUUGGAUCGCACCGCUCUUGCCUUUCCUGGCUCGCCUAACAAGCCCACGUCGCCGAGCAGCCCGCUCGCUCGGCCUGCGAUGCUGCUGGAUUUGCAGAGCCUCGCUCCUCCUUCUUUUGGCGAUCGUGGCAUGCGCAAAUCGCAGGGUACUGCAUCGCCGGCCUCCCCCGGCAUGUUCACAUCGACAGACUCAGACACGGGCUUUGAUGACCACAUGGCACACUCGACGUCCUCAUUGACCUCUUCGGCAAUGCUCUCACCUAUAAAAAUGAAGAAACGCUUUGUUGGUCUGACACCUUCGGAGGGCACCGAAACGGUUCCAGGCUCUGUAGCUGCUAGUGACUUUGAGGAAGCCGGUAGAGGAGACUAUCUGUCCAAAGGCAGAUCUUCUGAACAGCCUAUUUACGGUCUAGCACAACAUCAGUUCAAACGAGCCACGCUCAAUCUUGCGCCAGGGGAUCGACAGGAAGUCCUUCAAAGUGUUGACAGCCAACUGGACGAGGAGGAUGAAGGCGACAUUACGUUGCGUCAGAACGGACCUGCUUCGCCCUCGUCGGUGGCGUUGGCAAUGAGUCCAGCCGAGAAGCGAUCGCGACUCUUGUCGAACGAAUACUUUGCCGCUCACAUUGAUGGUGUACGACACACAGGUCAGCAAGGCAGCGAUGGCUCUUCUGGCGACAGCUAUGGACGACAAGGUGCGGGAAAGCCGAAGCAUGCGCCUGAACCAGGAAAGGAUCGCCAGCAUCGUCAAGCAGCGCCGGAACUGGAUCGCAAGAUGCGUCGGCUGUCAUCAGCACUGUACGCCGAAAUGGAACGCAGGCAGAACUCGCAGUCCGGAUUCUCGCCCCGAUCAUUUCAAUCGACAAAGCAGCUUCCGAACAUCGAUGUCCAUCAAGAAGAGCUUCUACCCUCGCAGCAAAGCUCCGACUUGGUCGCUCUCUUAGCAGAUGCACUGACAGAGUCCAUGCCAUUCAUGUCUGCAGAAGAUGUGCAGGUCAAGGAACAGGUACGACGAGUCAGUGCGAUGCUGCUCGCAGGCUCGGAUGCACUAGCGCUCAGCUUGGCUCCCGGUGCAAGGGACAGUCUGGGCUUGCAGCUGGAUGGAUUGAGUACGCCUUCGGAGCUGUCGGAACCUCCUACUCCUCGCUCGUCGGGAGGGUUUGAGAGCCUACAUGGCCAGACUGCGAACGCGAAAGGGAGGGGCAAAGCGAAGGAAGCACGCGCAAAGUACCCCGAUAGUCUUUCUGCACGACCAAGAAAGUCUCCCAAAGCGACGCAACAAGCCGACCGCCGCAGCCGCAAGAUUUCGGUCGAUUCAGGGUCUCGAUCCAUCUCUGUAUCAGCUGCACGCGCCGAUGCCGUCGCAGUCACGGAAAGCGUGAUAUCUGUUUCUAGAGGCAGCAACGGCGUGGCCGCUGCUGCAUCGACAGAGCAACAAUCAACCACAUCAUCUGGCUUCACCAACCCGGCAAGCUCCAAUGGCAGCUCUCAUGUCGUCCCGAGCAGUGCCGAUACUUCGUUGCUCAACUCCAGUGCUGAUCUUGCAGCGACGCCGGCGGGCGGUGGCAUCGAUGCGGCGGUUUCGUCGACCAAAGCGGUAGACACACUUCGAGAGCUUGAACGCACCAGUCGCAGAUCCGUACGUGCUGUCAAACGGAACCUCGUCACGAGUGCCCCGAUUGGCAUGCACAGCGGCGGUGCGAGAGGUGGCACCAAUGCGAGAGACAGCGGCUACGGUGCACGACUUUUGUCCGGGUUAGCGUACUACAGCGGCUACUCUUGGUACUAUUCGCCCGCCGCAAUAACGACCGAAGGGCAGAGACACAGUCCGGCUGGAUCUACCGCCAUUGCUCCGACAUCCCCGGCAGGCGCAGUCAGCAUCGCCGGAGGAACAGGAGGUGGCCUUCAUCGACCGAUCUCCACCCGGUCCACAACGAGCAUCGGCCCACGCAUCCCUUCACAGCACUCGCUGGGUCGACGCAAAACACGGGCGAACUACAAGCUGGAGAACAACGCCAAGUUGCAUCCCUUCCCUGGGUCGUUAGGUAAAAGAUCUGGUCAGGUCGGCGCACAGCAGUCGGCUUCGAUUACAACCACUGCUACCGGUAGCAGCCACGCAGGAGAGGUUGACAAGAGUCGUACAGCAGCUCUGCCGCCACCGAUCACAGGAUUUGGGGUGGGACGGAUGCGCAGAUACCCAUCCUCUGGCGUCCCCGCUGAUGUUGAACGGAGGCGAAUGAGCAAGACCGGUACAGUCGCGCAAAACAGUGAUAUCGCAGCGUCGCCAGAACAUCAGCAGCAACAGCAGCAGCAUAGCAUGGACGAGGCAGACGAAGAUGACAGUUGGGAAGACGAAGGCGGUGCUUCACCGUACACUCAUCUGAAACCGCAGACCACAUCAGGGGUAUCAGUAAAGGUCUAG
Pseudozyma hubeiensis SY62 is the source of this 4023-nucleotide messenger RNA. RefSeq lists its product as hypothetical. The record is from RefSeq and is a predicted model, not a curated record. The transcript has a single exon. Bases 1 to 4023 code for a protein of 1340 amino acids. NCBI's taxonomy places the organism in Eukaryota, Fungi, Basidiomycota, Ustilaginomycetes, Ustilaginales, Ustilaginaceae.